Vitrella brassicaformis is the source of this 2113-nucleotide messenger RNA. NCBI's taxonomy places the organism in Eukaryota, Vitrellaceae. The record is from the annotation of a GenBank genome assembly.
GAGAGUGUUGCAUGAUUGCAUGUCAUGACGUCAGUCAGAGUCAGAGAGUCUCACAGACAGGACAGGUUGCUAUACAGAGUGAUCGACACACCGACGAGUCAGUCGCAAUGAAUAAAUGUACCCGCCCCCCUCCCUCCCCGUCUCUCUCGGACUAGACUAGACUACUCUCCUGGUGUUGUAAGAACCACAACUGGGGUUCUGACACUUCAAACCUGACAUAACCACACACACACACGACCACAGAGAGAGAGAGAGAGAGAGAUCUAAGGCACUAGUCAAUGUCCCCAGUCAGUCGUCUGCGUCUGUCUGCGACUGACUGACCGAAGAAGUGGAAGGGGGUGGUGGAGGGCCGCGAGCAGUCAUUGCCUGACAGAUGGGAUGGACAGGAUGGGACACACAGACAUCAAUCACAUCGGACCAUCCCACACUGUCAUGGGAUGGCCAUGACGCUAGCUCGUAGCCUCUGCGGUGCGCUACCCACAUGUGAUCAUGACGUCCGCUCGGUACUCGUCCUGCAUGGGGGUGUUCCGGACUUGUCUGCAGACCAGACAGACAACAAAACGAUAUAUGAAUGGUCCACACACAUACUUAACUGACAUCCACGUCAGUCAUUUCGUCCGCCUUGCCUUGUCUGUCUUUUGCGCUUACUCGUCCAGCUGCUGCCAUAGUGAGUCGUUGCUCAUAAUGGACGCGCUGCCUAAUUGAACGGACACACACACAUACACACACACAACUGAGCGUGGGGCGUGUCGGGUGUAAUGCCCACAUGACACACAAAAUGGCUUACAGAGAGGGCAGCGAAGCGACGACAGGCCCGAGAAAUCCGACGUUAACCGAGUGAGGCACUCCUGUAAAGGACACACCACAUGCCAUGCGAUGCGCCUCAAUCAACGGACAGACACCCUCCUAGUGCGGUGACCGCACCGGACCUGGUGGAUGGUGUGUCCGCAGUUUCUGAGUAUGGUGACGACCCGCGUGGAGUUGAACAGAUUCUCCAGGCACACGGGGCAGUCCUGAUGCAUCGCACGCUCUGACAGAUAGAUACCACACACACACACACGGCGAAUGGCACUGGUCGGUCAGUCAGUGUCUGUAGCCCCCCUGCCGUCUUGGUUCGUACCGAUGCACUUGUGUGUGUCCCGUAUGCUGACGGGGUAGCAACUGCCGCACGUGUCGCAGUGAAAGAAAUUCUCACGACCUGAUUGAUUCGAUUCAGACACACAAAGACCGACCACAUACAUCUGAUAUAUCCUGUCCACACAGGCAAACGUCACAAUGGACAUACACACACAAAGUCGCUCACCUCCAACGCGACAGAUGCCACACCGAUCGCAGUGAAAGGUCUGCAGCCAGCCAACCAACCAACCAGCACCAACAACAAGCCAACCCACGUCACAGGUAGGUGUGUUUUAAUGUCGUCUGUGUGUGUGUGUGUGUGAGCGCCCAGCCCAUUGAUCGCGUUUCUUUGUUGCUUGCACACCUGUUUCUGAUGUGCGCCGUCGUCCCAAAGGUGGCACUUAUCGCAGUAGUAGGAGCUGAAGGGCUGCUUGCACUUGACACACGACGGCCCUGCCGGCUGCCGCUCACUGCACCGCAUACAAACCACCUCACGCAGCCUGAACCGGUCCAACUCGCUGAGUGACACAGACAGACAGACAGACAGACAGACAGAUGGGUGGGUGUGGUGGUGAUUGACUGAUUGAUGCUCACUGUUGCUGGUCAGGCGGCGUAUCGCCGCCGUUUUUGACUGCGUUGUGGCAGUGUCUGCACCAGAACACCUCAUCGCACUCCGGACACACCACCUUGCAUGCCCGCUGCAUCCAAACGCCCAGCCAGCCACCCGCAGAACACACACACACACACAACAACCGCAUACAAACAGACAGACAGGCAGCGGCGAAAGGGAGAGAUAUGAGGCGGUAUUCUUGAUGUCUGGCGCUGUGCUGGUAGCGUGUGUACCCUGUAGUGUGUGCAGCCCAGCGGCGUUGCUGACGGUGGCUGUGGCUCUUCAGCCAUAGCUUGAGCCAUAGUCUCGCGAAGGAAAAGGGCGGCCUCUCAAGGACAACUCUCGACUGAUAGCGAUACCAAUACGCAUGGCGAGUGUUGGUGUGAC